AUGGAUGAAUUGGCGGGAAAAGAUCGGAAACGAGUCGAGGCGGAUGUGAUGCUGAAUUGUGACAAGAACAUCUUUGUCUUGUUUCGCAACGGCGACAAAAGCGGACUAUCCAUCAAGCCGCCGAUCUGCCAAGGGAUCAAUGACACUAGAAUCUGCGCAAAUCGCCAUCCCCCCUCCACGGCACCUCCAAUCUUGGCUACGGAAGAUGCUGAUCCAAAGACGAAUGAACUCCUCAUCUUUAUCGGAGCUGCUGUCGGCGCCAUUUUCCUCGUCCUGAUUGUCGGCGGUGUUCUGUUGCGUCAAAAAUUGAGAAAGCAGAAACCUGACCCGGAACCGGAUGUGGAGAAGACUGUGAAGGUUGCCGACGAGGAGAAGGCGGUCGAGGUGACGAAAGUGGUGCCCCUGCCGCGCGCAAAACCAAAGAGCCUCGCGGGCGUAAUCUAUGAACUGCGGACAGUCGACAUCAGUGGAGGGCAUAUGAAACAUUGGGAUAAAAUGUUGCGUGUUCCUCAAGGCCAAUCGGAACGCGUAGACGGUCUCUACGAUCUGGUGCCGGAGGGGUUUGCGUUGAGAAUCGAUCGCACACAACUGAAUCCGUUCGAGGGCGAGGAUAACCCGCCAGUUGUAGAGAGAGCUGUCGAACUGAAGAAGGAGGCGGUCAUCCCCAGCCCAGUAAAAACAGCACAAAAGGACACAGCUUCGCAGAGCAAGAAGAACGAGACAAAAGAACUCAAGCAGCUGCCCAGGCCACCACCGAUGUACUGCUAUGCGAAAAAGGACUUUGAUGCCGCGACGGCCAGAGAUGCGACGACCGUCGCAACGGAGAUUAUCAACAAGUUGGGCAGCGAGCGCUGGCUUUCCGAAAGCGACUACCUCCCAUCCUACACGCCGAAUCCUGAUGAUCUUCGUGUGCUUUGUGAACAUCUGACCCCGAUUAUGAAGGCCUACAAGGGGGUGGCACGCCCGUCGGGCAAGUCGAUUGUCGUCGGUGACCUCCAUGGCAAUUUCAACGAUCUGUGGCGCAUUAUCCACGCGUGGCUAUCGGAUCAAACUGGCGGUGGAUCUGGUCAAAACAUCAUCUUCCUCGGCGACGUUGUUGAUCGUGGGCUACGUCAAAUUGAAUGCUGGACGUUGCUCCUCGCCUAUAAAACACUCUACCCCAACCAGGUGUACAUCAUUCGUGGCAAUCACGAGGAAGUGCAAACCUGUGAAUCCUUCAACAUUUGGCUUGGCCUUCGCCGAUAUGCCGACGAAGUGCGUAAUGGCAUCUACGAGCUAUUCGUGUGGCUGCCGGUGAUUGGAUUGAUAGACGACAGGAUUCUUUGCGUGCACGGCAUGAUAACCCCAACUCUGUCGAAAAAGUUUCUGCGUGAAGGAUGGGACCUGACAAACAAGCGUCUGAAGGAGAUGAACAGGAACCUACGAUGGAAUGACCCGGGGCCGACUACUGACUUAUACGCGCGCAACGCCGGUCGCGGUUGCGGUUAUCUUUGUGGUCCGAAGGCUAUCAACGAAGCGCUUGAGAGGCUUGGCGUUGAAUUCAUCAUCCGUGGACACCAGUACAUGACGAACGGCGUGCAUCGGUUCCUCGAUCUUCCGUUGGUCACUGUCUUCUCGUCAUCCUUCUACGGGUCCCCCGCGAUAGAAGGGGUGCCGCCGACGAGUAUGAUGAAGAACUUUGGCGCCGUCCUGUACGUCGAUCCGGGCAAAAAUGCGAUCAAGCCAAUCUUCCACGUCAACAUCAACGACAGCAUCACCACCCAACAGCAAUUUAACGACAAGCUCGAAGAAGGGUGGAAGAAGGACGAUUAUGAGGAGAAAAAAAAUGACGACAAAACGAUUUGCCUCUCGCCGACCUCCAGCGGCGACAAAUCGUCAUCCUCGGUGAAGAAGAGCAAGGAA
This is a messenger RNA of Mesorhabditis spiculigera, 1902 nucleotides long. Lineage: Eukaryota; Metazoa; Nematoda; Chromadorea; Rhabditida; Rhabditidae. The record is from the annotation of a GenBank genome assembly.